Danio rerio (zebrafish) is the source of this 1543-nucleotide messenger RNA. RefSeq names its product homeobox A13b (gene hoxa13b). Gene Ontology annotation, cellular component: nucleus. Gene Ontology annotation, molecular function: DNA-binding transcription factor activity, RNA polymerase II-specific; DNA binding. Gene Ontology annotation, biological process: regulation of DNA-templated transcription; negative regulation of transcription by RNA polymerase II; fin development. The record is from RefSeq and is marked validated. NCBI's taxonomy places the organism in Eukaryota, Metazoa, Chordata, Actinopteri, Cypriniformes, Danionidae.
AGUCUUGGGGAAUUCUAAAAGAGCUGCUGGGCUCCAUGUAGGGCGUGCUAUGACAGCGUCUUUACUCCUCCAUUCCCGCUGGAUUGACCCGGUGAUGUUUCUCUAUGACAACGGUUUGGAUGAUAUGAGCAAAAACAUGGAAGGAUUUGUGGGAGGCAAUUUUGCUGCGAACCAGUGUAGGAAUCUCAUUGCCCAUCCGUCUACUUUGGCUCCGAGUACAACCUACACAUCGAGUGAGGUGCCAGUGUCGGGCAUGGGAGAGCCUGUCAAACAAUGCAGCCCGUGUUCGGCCGUGCAAAAUACCCCAAGUGCUUCUUUGCCCUAUGGAUAUUUUGGCGGCAGCUAUUACCCGUGUAGGAUGCCCAAGUCCUGCACGCAACCCACCACAUAUGGAGAAAAAUACAUGGACACUUCUGUUUCUGGAGAGGAGUUUCCUUCUCGAGCAAAGGAAUUUGCUUUCUACCAGGGCUACUCGUCUGGCCCUUACCAGCCUGUACCAAGUUACCUUGACGUGCCAGUUGUACCUGCGCUGAGCGCUCCUUCGGAACCGAGACAUGAAUCUCUACUGCCUGUGGAAACGUACCAGCCGUGGGCAAUCACUAACGGGUGGAGCAGUCCAGUGUACUGCCCGAAAGAUCAAACACAGUCAAGUACCUUGUGGAAAUCGUCUAUCCAAGAUACCGUGUCAGGUACCGAUGGAGCCUCAGUACGUCGAGGGAGAAAGAAGCGGGUUCCCUACACCAAGGUUCAAUUGAAGGAACUAGAACGAGAAUAUGCCACAAAUAAGUUCAUCACAAAGGACAAACGAAGAAGGAUAUCUGCUCACACAAACCUGACCGAGCGACAAGUGACCAUCUGGUUUCAGAACAGGCGGGUAAAAGAAAAGAAAGUGGUCAACAAGUACAAGGGCAUCAGUUAAGUCCUGGAGAUUAUUAAAACUGAAAUACAAAAAGUGGUGUAAAUGGAAGGACAAUCACCAUUAUUUAUUUUGAAAUCCAUUCCACCAUCUGUUCCACGUCACGAGACUAUGCGGAGAUGCGCAGGAGGGAAAAUGUAAAUUUCAAUUUCCUGUGUACAUAUUGCCAAGACACUGACAUUGAUCAAACGCAAAGAUAGUGCUCAAGAACAGUGUAUCCUUAUUCACCACUUGAUUUUUCUUUCCUUUUUAAUAUAUAACUUUCUUUCAAAGACGUGGAAAGAAUGUAAAUUCAUUAAUGCCCUUUCAACACAGUGAAAGAAAAUCAGUGAAGUAAACGAAGACAAAUCCUUGCAAUUCGUGUUUUUAUUUUAAUUUACUUUUAAAACAUCACCUUUCCAUAAAAAAACAACUGUACAUUUAUGACUGUGGAUUUGCAUGCUACGUGAACUGUACACUAAAGUUACCCUAAACAAUGACAAAAAAGCUGUUUGCGCUUUAAUUUUCUAUUAAUUUAAUUUUUUUAAUCCCGUGCGUACGUUUGUAAAUACGAAGUUGCUUUCAGGCACCUGCAAAGUAUAAAAAUCAUGUGUUAUUGCAGACAGUAUACAAAUAAAACGCCCCAUG